Molecule: messenger RNA, 3563 nt
Organism: Xiphophorus hellerii (green swordtail)
Lineage: Eukaryota; Metazoa; Chordata; Actinopteri; Cyprinodontiformes; Poeciliidae
Product: B-cell receptor CD22
Exons: 17
Coding region: 249-3377 (1042 amino acids)
Source: RefSeq, a predicted model, not a curated record
GAUCAAACGUGUUAUGAAGUAUCUACGCUCUCCUGCUUGUGUGAUUUUGCAUGCAAAUUCUUUAAGAAUUCAGACGAACUGUGAAAGCUUCCUUUUUUUAAGAACGUUUUUAUUUCACGAAGAAGAGUGUUCUGCAUGCUGAUAAAGUAGCCCAUCUGAGAAUGUCUCUAACAUCAAGAUCACAAGCCCCUUGGACCUAGGAAGUAACCUAAUACGGAAGAAAGAAAGACACUCGGUGAAGCACGACAAUGAACACUUUUUUUGUAAAGUGGGUGAUAUUUGUGACCCUGAUAAAUUCAGAUUUUCAUUAUUGCCAAGAAAUUAAAUUCCAUUUGAUGAGCGAUGCUCAAAAUGCUACAGAGGGGUCCUGCAUUGAAAUUAAAUGUACGCCAGAGACAGUUGCUCCCAUAAGUACAGAUGCUUUCUGGUUCUGGAUGAAGGAUGCAAUUUGGAUAGAGAAGGAUUUUGUUGGGACCAACAUUUUCAGCUCGAAUGAAACAGAAUAUCCCGUCAGCCCAGAGUUUAAAAACAGAGUCAAGUAUCUCAGCUCACCGACAAGUGGAAAGAGAGAUUCAUCACAAGUGUGCAACAUAUUGAUCUGCGAUCUGAAGAAAACAGACAGCGGACAAUAUAAGUUCAGAUAUAUUUGGACAGACAGCGGACAAUAUACUGGGUGGGCCUUCAAAUGGAGUACAGAGAAUUUUAAUCUAACUGUCGAGGAAAACCCAUGCCUUAUCACUUUUAGCCAACCACCAGCUGUGAUGACAAAUAAUACAGUGACACUCACAUGCUCUACAUCCAUUUCAUGUAAUUCUGACCCUCAAAUUAACACUCUGGAGCAGGGGCCUUCACCAAAAUGGUUACGUUUUCACAGCAUUGCGAAUGAAAGUGAAACAACCAAAAGCACCAACCUUAGCUUUACUGCCAGCUGGGAGGAUGAUGGGAGAGUGUUUUCAUGCCAAACGUCAGAAAACAAGGACAAAUAUUUGAACCGGAGUGUGACCCUGACUGUAGAAUAUUCUCCUAACAAUGUACUUGCUAAUAUGAGCAACAAACCCGUAAAGGAAGGAGACAGUGUGACUCUCACGUGCUCUUCUAAUGGAAGACCCAGUGUCACUUUCUCUUGGUUUAAAACUGACAAUCAUUUUGAAUCAGCUAAUCUCAUUAAAAAAGGCAAACAGAUUCAAGAAGAUCAACUUCAUUUUACAUCAAUUAAUGAAUCAGAUAGUGGAUCUUACUUCUGCCAAGCUCAGAACAACCAUGGGACUAAACAGUCUAACAAAUUACAAAUUGAAGUGCUCUAUCCACCUUCAGUUCAUAUCCAAGUAAAAUAUCUGAAAACAAGAUACUACGCCGACAUAACAGAAGGGGACAAGAUUAAACUUGUUUGUUAUGUGAAAAGAAGCAAUCCACAACCAACUGAAUUUACUUGGUAUAAAGAUAAUUAUGUUUGGAGUGGGAAAGAAUAUGUUUUCUCCAGUAUCAAACCAGAAGACAGCGGCACUUACGAAUGUAUAGCCCAAAACAGUGUUGGUUCAGGAAGAUCAAACCCUUUUCAUCUUAACGUUCAAUACAAGCCACAAAGCAAGGUUUUUACCAGAGCCACAGAUAAAGUGAAAGUGAACAGCUUACUUAAAUUUACCUGUGACACCAAGGCAAACCCAGAGCCCUGGUUCUCCUGGUACCGUUAUAAACAGUCCGACCCCACCAACUGGACACCACUGAAUAUUAAAAAGGAUCUAACUUUAGAGAGAGUUCAAAGAACAGACGAAGGCUGUUACAUAUGCAAUGCAAGCAACAGAGUUGGUAGAGGGGAAUCCAGUCAACCCAAGUGCAUUCAAGUACUUUUUCCUCCCACCAACAUGUAUCUGUCUAUGGUUUCUAAAGUUAAAGAAGGCCAGUCUGUAACAAUCACCUGUAAUGCUGAAAGCUUCCCUUUGUCAACAUUUGAGUUGAAAAAAUCUUUACCUGACCUUUCAUCCUCAGAGUGUUUUUUUUCUCAGCCUGCUAAUGAUCAAAACUCUUUCACCCACACAUUUAAUGUAACUUCAACCCACGCAGGGUUGUACACCUGCAUUGCAUCAAACAGCGAAGGAAGCAACAGCAGCAACCAGAGGAAACUGGAGGUUGAAUAUGCUCCCAAAGAUGUGAGAGUAGAACCUAAACCUGGAGAAAAUGUGAAAGAAAAUGAGUCAUUCUCAUUAACCUGCACUGCCCAUUCCAAUCCACUGAUAACUCAGUUCAAGUGGAUAAGAAGGAAUAAUAGUAAAAAGGACAUUACUGUAAGCACAGAGAAGACCUUCACUGUACUUUCUUCUAAGCCCUCUGACAGUGGGCUUUACAUCUGUGAAGUCCAAAAUGUCAUUGGAAGUGGGAAAUCACAAGUGAAGAUUAAUAUAAAGUAUGCACCAAAAUGGACGACAAUCAUUAAAGGAGAAGAGCAACAGCACCUAGGGGGACGACGUUCUGUGACACUUAGCUGCAGCAGUUACUCCUAUCCUCCUGCUACUUAUAUCUGGUACAAUAAGACAGAUAAUACACAGAUUUCUCGCAAGCAGAACUUAACGGUGUACUCCCAUCAAGCAGGGGAGUACUACUGCACUGCCAAAAAUGAGAUCGGUCAGAUCAAGUCGGAUUCAGUCAGCCUGUUUGAUGACACAUUUAUGAAGAUUAUGAAGGUUGUUGGCUGGCUUUGCUUGAUCUUGCUCAUCAUAGGCCUAAUUUUGUUGUACAGGCACAGGAUGAAUAAAGCAAAUCGACAAAGGACAACAAAUAGAUGGUCCUGCUGUCAUUUUUUGCUGAUAAUUCAGGGUUUCUGUAGCUUGUGCAAAAGGCCUGGAAGGAGAAAUGCAAGAAAUGAGAAUAUCUUAACCAAUACCUCUAGAAGCAGAGAUGACUUAUUGCCACAGCAAAACUGCCGUCCAAAGGCUCAGCAUCAGCAGCCUCGUCCAGACGUCACGUCUACUUCACAUCAUGUUAACGUUGUUUAUUCUACAGUCAAUGUGCCAUAUGGAAAACAAGCUCCAUCUGCACAAAGGCCUGGAGGAAGCCAGAAAAAAUGUACAGAGGAUGACUCUCUCAAUUACGCUUCUCUACACUUUCAGAAAAAGAAGAAAGAAGAAGUAGAGUCUGUCUAUUCACAAGUGUCAAACCCAUGCAAACAGCAAGCACAGGAAAAACUGGAAGACUAUGAGAACAUCAACAUGGUAUCACCAAUCAAAGUUCCAUAUAAUUUUGACGAUGACUCAGAGACCAGUGAUGAAGAGGAGGUCAACUAUACUCAGGUGGACAUUAUUCCAAAACCUCCCGGCCAGACAGACUCAACAGACUCCAGCACCUCUGAGGAUGAGACUCAGUACUCUGACGUCAAACUGUGAUUCAAUACACUCUUUAAGAUCCCACUGGGAGCUGUAAACCAUCAUAUUUUUUAAAAGAUAUGCAAAUAUUCAGUUCACAGAUUCAAUUUGUGUGCAAUAACAAAGUAUUAGAAGAGAUAAGGAAGUGAAUAGCAUUCCAUUUGUAAUAAACAUGUAUAGUGUCAGAAAAUAAACCCUUUACUUAUU